GAUUUUUUCAACGUUAAACGUUUGGUAAUGUGAAAGAUUUUUGAAAUUUACGUUGUAGUGGUAAAUUGUAAAAUCAAGGCGGGAAAUCUACAAGUGCCGGGGAAAGUAAACGAAAUUGUGAAGGAAAAAGUUUGAAGAACACGUAUUUACUAGAACAAACUGAUAACAUUUAAAAGCACUUAAUAAAAAUUUUUCGGCCGGUUUAUUCAGUUUCAGUUUAGUCAGCGAUUUUUAAAGUUAAGUCGCAAUGGCCUCCAAAGUUCCCGGUGUUAAAUUGAAUAAUGGGCUGGUGAUGCCAAUCUUCGGCUUGGGCACUUGGAAGGGUAGUACUGCUGACUAUGCUGUGAUUUACUUGCGACCUAAGCUUUUUGCUCCUGGUCAAGCUUAUGUCACCUUGAGCCGUAUCAAAUCGUUGGAUGGCCUUCUCAUCGAAGACUUAGAUAUUUCAAAAUUGACAGGAAAGACUCCCUGCAAUAUCGAUGCGCUAGCUGAAAUGCAUAGACUUAGACAAAUCUAA
Molecule: messenger RNA, 517 nt
Organism: Ceutorhynchus assimilis (cabbage seed weevil)
Lineage: Eukaryota; Metazoa; Arthropoda; Insecta; Coleoptera; Curculionidae
Source: the annotation of a GenBank genome assembly